Caenorhabditis sp. 36 PRJEB53466 is the source of this 1936-nucleotide messenger RNA. The record is from the annotation of a GenBank genome assembly. Lineage: Eukaryota; Metazoa; Nematoda; Chromadorea; Rhabditida; Rhabditidae.
AUGAACAGCCAGCCAACAGUCCGUCUGAAACCGGACAAACAACUCGACUGCAAUCUGAGUCAAGACGACGGCGUCUGGAUGAUGACUUCCAGUUUCAUCAUUUUCACAAUGACUGCAGGGUUUGGACUUCUGGAGUCGGGAAGAGUGUCCUCAAAGGAUGAAGUCAAUUGUAUGGUGAAGAAUGUAUUCGACGUCAUCUUCGGAGGUAACUUUAUUCUGAAUCAUAAAAUCAAUUCAAUUAUCAGGUCUCGCUUAUUGGAUGUUUGGCUACGGGCUCACUUUCGGAGACUCAACGCAUCAGUUUGGAAGGUUUUUCGGGUUUGGCGACUUCUUUUUCGACCCAGAAAGAGUUUCGGACGAUGAUUCGACAGACGAGGUUAGGAGGAUGAAAUGAAGAUAAUCGGCUUGUGAUUCAGAAAGGAAUACACUAUUCGCUCUUCAUCUUUCAAAUGAGUUUUGCCACGACUACAUCCACAAUCGUUUCUGGUCAGAUCCUUUCUCGUUCCUGUACACAAUCACAGUGUUCCAGCGGGAAUGUCCGAACGAAUUCAUCUGAAAUCGCACUGCUUCAUCUCUUUCUGCAUCACAAUCGUUCACUCGAUCGCGGGUCAUUGGGUGUGGGACCAAGAGGGCGUUUUCCGUAAAAUGGGCGUCGUCGACUCAGCGGGAUGCAGUGCGGUUUGUUUAUUUUCCAUGGCAACAUGGAGAGCGAAAAACGAGUUGUCUGCAGGUGCACUUGGUCGGAGGGGUUGCGGGACUCGUUGCCACUUCAUACUUGAGACCGAGGAAGAAUCGAUUCGCCAGGAACGGAAUACGAACAGUGAGCGAUCCGACGAAGGCGAUUCUGGGAUUUCUGAUGAUCUGGUGGGGAUGGCUCGCAUUCAACACGUCCUCGAAUUACGCAGUCACUCACGGCCAAUGGACGGAAGGAAUGCGGUCCGCCGUGGGAACCAUCAUGGCUUCUGCGGGUGGAGGUUUGGUUUGAAAUGAUUGAAAGCCGAAGAAAAGACGGAAAAUUCAGGAGUUGUGACGGUUGUGGUAACCCGUUUCGCCACGAAGAAGAUCCAGAUGGAUAUGCUCAUCGACGGAAUGCUCGCUUCUUUAGUCUCCAGCACAGGCGGAUGUCUCUAUUUCACUCCUUGGCAGGCAACUCUUGUCGGAGCAGUCGGCUCCGCUCUUGCUCUCGCCGCGUAUCCACUUACAGAGUGUCUGAAGGUAAUCGGUGGCCUGUUUGAGGCUGAAAUUCGUUGAGUUCUCAGAUAGAUGAUCCUGUCGGAGUGGUUCCUGUUCAUGUCGUCGGAUCGAUUUGGGGAAUGCUUGCUCCCGCCAUUUUCGUUUACAGAAGGCCAAUGAACUUUGGUCCUCCGGAGUGCAAUUUUCAGGUAAGCCAUAUUUUUUGACAUUUGCAGUUUUAAAUGUUUUUUCCAACAGUCAUCUGAAGAGUCGAACGGACUUCUGUACGGAGGCGGAUUCAGUCUCCUUCUGCUUCAAAUGCUCGUGAUUGUCUGCAUUGGAGCAUACAGUGCUAUCUGCUCAUUCCUCAUUCUUUUCGUAAGCACUUGUUCUCUCUGAGACGCCACUGGAUACAUUUCAGUUAGUGCAGCAUUCGCCAAUCGGGUUGCGUGUUUCUAAAUAUGAAGAAGAACUGGGCGCCGAUCUUAUUGAGCACGGGCUGGCAGGAGUCAAUCUCAUGACGUACACAGUGGAGAAGAAGCUCGACGCAAGGUGGAAUUCGUCUUUUCCGCUUCAAUGUAAUCUUGUCUUUCUUUCCAGAACACUCUCCGCCGUGCUCAUGAUUAUCGUUCGGUGGAGAGCAAAAGCGAAGAUCGGGGCACUCCGACGGAAACAGAUUCACGACAGCGGCGUCGCCACUCCAAAGCCCGUCGAAAACGUCGAGAUGAACGUAAUCCAACGCCGAAACAAUCAAUCUACCUGA